Sclerotinia borealis F-4128 is the source of this 3357-nucleotide messenger RNA. NCBI's taxonomy places the organism in Eukaryota, Fungi, Ascomycota, Leotiomycetes, Helotiales, Sclerotiniaceae. The record is from the annotation of a GenBank genome assembly.
AUGCACCCAAGGAAUAUGCCCAGAGCGACACACGAGAGGUCGCCACUCAUCCAACAUGAAGAGGCUGCUGAUAGUAAACAAUUAUUACAAUUUUCCGAGGACGACGAUGAGAACCCUAGGAAUUGGUCCAAAUUGAAAAAACUGGGCAAUAUCGCUGUCAUUGCUACUAUGGCCAUUCUAUCGCCACUGGCAAGUAGUAUGUUUGCACCAGGUAUUGACCAAAUAGCGGAAGCAUUGGAUACGACGGCUCAGGCUGUUAUUGCAUGUCAAACUGGCUUCGUCAUAAUGCUUGGGAUUGGACCGCUUCUUCUCGCUCCUCUGUCUGAAACAUUUGGUCGAAGGCCUGUGUACUUGGUCUGCUUCGGCAUUUUUACCUUGCUUCAGAUCCCAACGGCACUGAGUCCCAAUAUUGCUGUGCUCAUCACAUUCCGCUCCCUUGCGGGAUUUUUUGGGAGUGUGUCAAUUGCGAAUGGAGGUGGAACCAUCUCAGACAUGUACUUCCCAAGUGAAAGGGCGGGUGUUUUUGGAUGGUACCUCCUUGGGCCUCUCCUUGGACCAACCAUUGGUCCCUUACUUGGAGGCAUCAUCCUGCAAUACCUAGAAUGGCCAUGGCUAUUCUGGAUUUUGCUCAUGAUUUGUGGUAUUGUUUUCGCCGGUGUAUAUUUUCUUCUCCAAGAAACUUAUGUCCCUGUUCUCCUCACGCAUCGGAAGAAAGAACUCGAGGAAAGCUCAGAGGAAGAAUAUUAUUUUGAAGGAGAAGAUUCGAGGCCAUUUUCAUCGAAAGCCAUACAAGCAGUGAACCGACCACUCAAAAUCCUGUUUACCCAACCUAUCGUCUUGAUCAUGUCCACAUAUCAAGCUCUUAUUUUCGCCACAACCUACAGUCUAUAUACCCAGUUCUCACGUAUUUACGGCGAUGGUUAUGGGUUUGAUACUAUUCAAGUAGGACUUGUAUAUCUUGCCCCAGGACUUGGUUCUCUUGCAGCAGUAAAAUUCCUAGUUCCAAGAAUAGACGAUAUUCGCAAUUACCUUACACGCAAAAAUAAGGGGGAACCAAAACCCGAGUUUCGUCUUCCCCUCGCAAAUGUCGGCGCAGUUCUCAUUCCUAUCACACUAUUCUCAUUCGCUUGGACGGUUGAAUACCACGUACACUGGGCUGUAACACUUGUUGCAACUUUCUUUUAUGGUGUUGGACAGGUCGCCAUCUUUAAUACUGUGCAAAACUAUUACAUCGAUAGCUUCGAGAAAUAUGCGGCAAGUGCCAUCGCAGCUGGAGCAUUUUUCAGAAGUCUCUUUGGGGGUGUCAUUCCUCUGAUCACUCCUAGCAUCUUGGAUAACAUUGGAAUUGGGUGGGGAUUAAGCAUUUUUGCAUUUUUGAGUGUUGCAAUCGCCCCAAGCCCUUUACUCUUUUAUUAUUAUGGCGGGUCGUUGAGGAAGAGACCUGCACAUAUUGUGGUAUUGUGGGCCGGUCAAAUCCUAUCUCUUCUGGAGACCCCAAUCCAAGAUCAACGCUGUCAAACCAAAUCUGGAGAAUCGCCCUCGAUAUUCCCACAACAAUUAAUUCGACAUUCGAAUACGGUAGACCGCUCACAUCAAUUUAUGUCAGCGUCGAACCAUAUCACAUCCGCUCCUAUGAAAACUUGGGGAAUACUGGGCUAUGAGCGAUUUGAUGUUUCCGCGUUAGUGGCCGCUUCGGACGAUCUCAACUUUAUAUGGACUGACAUCGGUGAAAGAUAUAUGCGCACCAAUAGGACAUGUUCAUUAUUGUUGGGGGAAUUCUCCGCACAAGAUGCCCCAUAUGGAGCACUGGAGCAAGUAUGUGGGGUACAAAGGUUUGGUUUCGACAUUUCGUCCAUGUCGGCCAUUAUUGGUACCCACCAAUAUAUAGAUUACUUUAACAAUCCCCAAGGUGUUGUCCAAGGAGGUAUCGGUUCCGCCCUAGCUGGUGGUUCAGUAAUUGGUGCCAUCAUGGCCGGUCCAAUAUCCAACAAAUACGGUCGUCGAGACUCGUUAUUCUUCGCUUGUAUUUGGUGGCUACUCGGUACAGCCCUCCAGGUUUCCUGUAAUGGAAUCGGUAUGCUUAUCGCUGGUCGUUUCAUCAACGGUAUCUGCGUAGGUAUCACCUCGUCACAAGCACCCGUUUACCUUGCCGAGAUCGCCAAGAAAGAAAACAGAGGAUCCAUUAUCGUUAUCCAGCAAUGGGCUAUUGAAUGGGGUAUCUUCAUCAUGUACUUUGUAGGAUACGGAUGUAGUUUUAUCACAGCAUCACCCACCGCCUCAUUCCGUACCGCAUGGGCCAUGCAAUUUAUCCCCUGCAUCGUCCUCAUGGUUGGAAUUCCUUUCCUUCCUCGAUCACCCAGAUGGCUCGCAAAAGUCGGACGCGAAAAGGAAGCAAUUGCCAUUCUGGCAGAUAUCCAAGCUGGUGGGAACACAAACGAUCCAUUGGUGAUUGCCGAAUGGGAGGAAAUCACUACUAUCCUCGCAGCAGAAAGAGAAGGCCAAAAGGGUUGGAGACGAUUCUUCAAGAAUGGCAUGUGGAAACGUACUUUGGCAGGUACAUCGGUCCAAGCUUGGCAGCAAUUGAGUGGUGCAAAUGUAAUGACUUAUUACGUGGUUUACAUUUUCGAGAUGGCAAGUUUGACGGGAAAUAUUGGACUGGUCUCUUCAGGAAUUCAAUAUGCGAUUUUCAUCAUAGGAACUGCGGCAACCUUUUUCUUCAUCGAUAAAACCGGUCGUCGUCCCUUACUGAUCUACGGCGCACUAGGUAUGGGUAUCUGCAUGUUCGUCGUCGGCGGCGUCCUCGGUACCUAUGGAACCUACCUGCCAGACGGUCUCGACGGCAAUCUCAGCGUGCGAGUCCAAGUAUCCGGCUCUCCAGCCUACACCGUCAUCGCCUUCUGCUAUCUCCUCGUACUGCUCUACUCACUCACACUCGCGCCCAUCGCCUGGGUCUACGCAGCCGAAGUCUGGUCUCUGGAAACGCGCGCCACAGGCAUGGCACUCGCCACCAUCGCCAACUGGCUCUUCAAUUUCGCAAUUGGUCUGUUCAUUCCAUCCGCCUUUCAAAAUAUUAGCUGGAAAUUAUUUAUUAUUUUUGGAGUGUUGUGUUUUGCAGCGGCGGUCCAGGCGUUCUUUACAUAUCCGGAAACGGCGGGGAAAACGUUGGAGGAGAUUGAGGUGCUGUUUGGGAAGGGGGCAAUGAGGCCGUGGAGGACGAGCCCUGGGGGGAGUCGGUUGGAUGAGAGGGUUAGGGAUGUGGUGGGGCUUGGGGGGAAGGGUGCGGUGAUGGAGAUGGAGAUGGGGAUUGGGGGUGAGAGGGAGGAGAGGGUGGAGUAUGGGGGUGGAGGUGGGGUUUAG